Molecule: messenger RNA, 1020 nt
Organism: Fusarium odoratissimum NRRL 54006
Lineage: Eukaryota; Fungi; Ascomycota; Sordariomycetes; Hypocreales; Nectriaceae
Exons: 2
Coding region: 1-1020 (339 amino acids)
Molecular function (GO): oxidoreductase activity; zinc ion binding
Source: RefSeq, a predicted model, not a curated record
AUGUCCCUCCCAAAUACCUACCAAGCUGCAUCUUUCGAUGAGAGUGGCUCAAAGCUAGCCCUCAAAGAAGUCGAACUUCAACAACCUCGCCCAGGCUUCAUCUUGGUUAGAGUCCUUGCAUGCGGCGUCUGCCACUCUGAUUCGUGGAUGCAACAAGGUCGCUUUGGAGAUUUAUUUCCUCGUGUACCGGGCCAUGAAGCUGUUGGUGAUGUUGUUGCUGUUGGUGAUGGAGUAGAAAACUUCAGGGUUGGCGAGCGUGUUGGUGGUGCCUGGCAUGGCGGCCACGAUGGAACAUGCCGCUCUUGUCAAUCGGGACUGUUUCAACUGUGCAACAAUGGUGUGAUCAACGGCGUGACCACGGAUGGUGGCUACGCUGAAUACGUCUUGCUCCAUGCUGAAGCAGCCGUUCGAAUCCCUUCCGACGCAGACCCAGCUGAAGUCGCCCCUCUUCUCUGCGCCGGAGUCACCGUCUUCAACGCCAUCCGUAGCAUUGGCGUCCUCCAAGGUGGUCUUGUUGCCGUCCAAGGCCUGGGAGGACUAGGUCACCUGGCGCUUCAGUAUGCUUCCAAGAUGGGAUAUACAGUUGUUGCCAUGAGCGCCGGGAGCGAGAAGAAGGACUUUGCGAUGGAGUUGGGUGCUCAUCAUUACAUCGACUCCAGUAAAGAUGAUCCAUGCGAGGCGUUGCAGAAGCUUGGAGGCGCUAACAUGAUCUUGUCAACGGCGCCGAAUGCAGAGGCAGUCAGUCCUCUCACAGCAGGUCUUGCGGCUCUGGGUAAGCUGGUCGUUCUCUCACCUCUUGGACCGGUUGAAUUCAAUACUGUUCACAUGAUCAUGAAGGGCCUCAGCGUCCAUGGAUGGAACACGGGACAUCAGCAAGAUUCGGAGGAUGCUAUCACGUUUGCGCAUACGCAUGGUAUCAAGUGUAUCAUUGAGAAGUUUGACUUUACGACUCAGCACCGAGAGGCUUUUGAGAAGAUGGAGAGUGGGAAGGUCCGCUUCAGGUCUGUUAUGACUAUGUAG